GUCUGUGUUGUGCGCAUGCGCGGUGCGACUCGUCCGCCUCCCAGUGAACUUCCUUGUUGGCUGAAGCAGCAGCAGUUUUAGCAGCAGAGAGUCCAGCGUCGCUUCUGUGAGAAACAAACGCGACGAGCUUCUUCUCCUUGUUUCCUGCGACUCUCACAAAUGUCGAAGCCUCCUCCCAAACCGGCCAAACCAGGCCAAGUGAAGGUGUUCAGAGCCUUGUUCACCUUUGAACCCAGAACACCAGACGAGUUGUACUUUGAAGAAUGUGACAUCUUGUACAUCUCAGACACGAGUGACACUAAUUGGUGGAAGGGAACAUGCAGAGGAAGGACAGGACUAAUUCCAAGUAACUAUGUGGCGGAGCAGGCAGAGUCUAUUGACAAUCCAAUGCAUGAAGCAGCCAAACGAGGAAAUCUGAGCUGGCUAAGGGAAUGUUUGGAGAACAAGGUUGGAAUUAAUGGGCUGGAUAAGGCAGGAAACACUGCCCUCUACUGGGGCUGUCAUGGAGGACACAAAGAUGUGGUGGAGCUGUUACUCGGUCAGUCCAGUGUGGAGCUCAACCAGCAGAAUAAACUUGGGGACACCGUUCUGCAUGCUGCGGCCUGGAAGGGAUACUCUGACAUUGUGGAAAUGUUGCUGAACAAGAAUGCGAGGACGGACAUCAGGAACAAUGAGAAUAAGCUGGCUCUGGAAAUGGCCACCAACGCUCAGUGUGCUUCACUUCUGAAAAGGAAGCAGGGAAGCACCGUCACUCGCACACAAAGCAACGCUGAAGAGUAUUUGGACGAUGAGGACUCGGACUAAGCUGACCCUGUUUAAACACUGCCGCUGUAUUCCAUUGGGUUUGGCGGGUUGGGAGAGUUUUUAUUACAGACCAAAAAUGGAUUUGCUGCUCUGUUGUCAUCUGUAAUUCCAUUUUUGUUCUAUUACUUUGUACAAACACCUCAGUUGUCGGCCCUCUGCAUCGCAUCAGUGUGAAUUUCAAAGCAUUGGAUUAAUGCGGUUUUACUAACUUACUUAUUAACUACCCAUUUUUUCAAAGUUCAUCUCCAUGUGCGAGGAGUUUGUCUUGGGUCAUCGGUUUCACACUACGGGCAGAGGGGCAGAAUUUACAGUACGUAGUUGUGGAAAAGGGACCAAAGCUCUAAAAGCACAUUUCAAAUGUAGAGAUUAUGAUUAACCUAUUUAAAGUGAGAAUUAAAGUGCCACUGCAGAUUAAAAGAUUGAUCAGAUCUUUGUGUAGUUUUCAAGCUCCACUGAAAUUCCUGAACUGCAGAGUCACCUUAAAGGAAUCUCUUGCAGCUUAAUGCUUUCUCACCACUGGGCAUAGUUUAUAUAUAUUUAUGUACAUUGGGGAGACAGAGCAACAUGUGUAAUAUUUCCCUUUAAUAUGAGGUAGGACACAUUUUCCUGCGUUCCCACCUUCCCAAUGUGAUGUCUUGAAAUCUCACCUCUCACUUUUUGUGCUGCAGGUAUUUUGGUCUGUGUUGUAACAUUUCCACUGCUGUUAAACAUCCAUCAGUUCAGUGAAACAAAACAAAUCUGUGCUGUGUAAAACCUUAGUUUCAUCCUUCAAGCUUUUGAUGAUUAGAUUUCCAUCCUGGGAGCAAUUUUCUGGUUUCAUUGCUGCUUUCCUACAAAUAAUAUUAAAGUGCCUUAAA
This is a messenger RNA of Paralichthys olivaceus (Japanese flounder), 1661 nucleotides long. It is a transcript of the gene ostf1, whose product is annotated as osteoclast stimulating factor 1. Gene Ontology annotation, molecular function: protein binding. Lineage: Eukaryota; Metazoa; Chordata; Actinopteri; Pleuronectiformes; Paralichthyidae. Gene Ontology annotation, biological process: signal transduction. The record is from RefSeq and is a predicted model, not a curated record.